AUGUUGAAGGCAAUCACACUAGUUUUUGGAUGCUUUCUGAUCAGCCAUGCCUUAGCUGCAAGGCCGAAAGGGAUUCCCAAGCUUUACCAAGAGCCCCCUCCAUAUGCAGCUCCCGCUCCAUAUGCAGCUGCCCCAGGGCCGCACAACAACCCCUGGGCGCCCGCACCGUGGCAAAUGCCCAAUCAGCUUGGACGCAACAGGUUCUUUGUCGGAGAUUAUCCGCCCGGAGCAGCCCCGCAACCCUCGGACGCUGCAGACUUGCUCGAACCGUCGGAGGGGGAUCUUGCAGUAGCAGCUGUUGGCGGGGCGGUAUGUGCUGUCAUCUUGGUCGCUGUGGUGUGGUGCUUUGCGGCUAUCUUUACUCGGCGAUGA
Molecule: messenger RNA, 372 nt
Organism: Puccinia triticina
Lineage: Eukaryota; Fungi; Basidiomycota; Pucciniomycetes; Pucciniales; Pucciniaceae
Exons: 1
Coding region: 1-372 (123 amino acids)
Source: RefSeq, a predicted model, not a curated record